Camelina sativa (false flax) is the source of this 952-nucleotide messenger RNA. NCBI's taxonomy places the organism in Eukaryota, Viridiplantae, Streptophyta, Magnoliopsida, Brassicales, Brassicaceae. The record is from RefSeq and is a predicted model, not a curated record.
UUUUAAUUUUUACAAACACCACGAGGGCAGUUAAUCACCAACGAUAAGGUAUCUGAAUGACACGUUUCACCACAUGUCAAUCGAAGAAUUACUGUUACCGCAUCCCAAAGUGCCUUCUUUUAUAUCUCAACAACAUUUACGGUUUUACUAACGAAGAAAAAUGGCACCGAGAAAACCAAAGGUGGUUUCCGUGACGAAGAAGAAGAAAGUUGUGGAGGAAACAGUCAAAGUUACUGUCACGGAAGGAGAAGAUCCGAAUGUGACCACAGAGAUCACAGAGAACGAUCAAGAGACGCAAGAUCUCACUUUCUCCAUCCCCGUCGGAGAAAACGUUACUACGGUUGAGAUCCCGGUGGAGGUUCCAGAAGAACGGUCACCUCAGCCGCCGGAAACUCCCGCAUCCACGAGUGAAGGCACCGUGAAGAAGAAGACUAAUAAGGCUGAGGAGAAGAAGAAGAAGAAGAAGAAAAAGAAGAAGAGAGAUGAUUUGGCGGGUGAUGAGUAUAGGAGAUAUGUGUAUAAGGUGUUGAAGCAGGUGCAUCCUGAGUUAGGGAUAACGUCGAAAGCCAUGACGGUGGUGAACAUGUUCAUGGGAGAUAUGUUCGAAAGGAUAGCGCAGGAGGCGGCGAGGUUAGGCGAUUAUACUAAGCGGAGGACCUUGUCGUCAAGGGAGAUCGAAGCAGCUGUUAGGCUGGUUCUGCCUGGUGAGCUUAGCCGCCAUGCCGUCGCUGAAGGCUCUAAAGCUAUUAGUAACUAUGUUGCUUAUGAUAGUAGGAAACGUUAGUUUUGAUUCUCUAAUCGUUGUAUCUUUUUCUUGUAAUGUUUUUUCCAACGUUGACUGUUAGGGGAAGGUUUAACUUGUAGGGUAUGGUUUCUUUAGUUUUCAUGUUCUCCGUUCUGUAAAAUAUUUGUUGUCGUCAAAAAAGAAGAUCUACGUACUUGAUAAUUUGAA